Molecule: messenger RNA, 1207 nt
Organism: Ipomoea nil (Japanese morning glory)
Lineage: Eukaryota; Viridiplantae; Streptophyta; Magnoliopsida; Solanales; Convolvulaceae
Product: ATP-dependent Clp protease proteolytic subunit 2, mitochondrial
Exons: 3
Coding region: 104-853 (249 amino acids)
Biological process (GO): protein quality control for misfolded or incompletely synthesized proteins
Cellular component (GO): endopeptidase Clp complex
Molecular function (GO): ATPase binding; ATP-dependent peptidase activity; serine-type endopeptidase activity
Source: RefSeq, a predicted model, not a curated record
UUACCGCACUGACGCCCCUAAGGCUUACUAUUUUUCGCAACUCAAACCCCAAAAGCCCUAAUCGGCUAAUCUCCCUCUUUGCUCUUUCAUUUUCUUCACCACCAUGCGCUGCCUCAUUACGCGCAAGCUCUGGAAUGGGCUCUCUGCCGCUGCCUCUCUGAGAGCUCCACCGCUUUGCGGCCAAAUUCAGGCGCGUUACAGUUCUCGGCGGUGGUAUGGACUGGUUCCGAUGGUAAUAGAGCACUCCUCUCGAGGGGAGAGAGCCUACGACAUAUUCUCGAGGCUUCUCAAGGAGCGCAUAAUCUGCAUCAAUGGUCCCAUCAAUGACGACACGUCCCACGUCGUUGUCGCUCAGCUCCUCUUUCUCGAGUCCGAGAACCCCUCCAAGCCCAUCCAUAUGUACCUCAAUUCUCCUGGCGGCGCUGUCACCGCCGGUCUUGCUAUAUAUGAUACUAUGCAGUACAUUCGAUCUCCCAUCAACACCAUAUGCCUAGGUCAGGCAGCAUCAAUGGGAUCUCUACUUCUAGCUGCUGGAGCCAAGGGUCAGAGACGUUCUCUCCCUAAUGCAACAAUUAUGAUUCAUCAGCCUUCUGGUGGAUACAGUGGACAGGCUAAAGAUAUGACAAUUCACACAAAACAAAUUGUUCGGGUUUGGGAUGCUCUAAAUGAAUUAUACUCAAAACAUACCGGGCAAUCAGUAGAUAUAAUUCAGAAAAAUAUGGAUAGAGAUUAUUUCAUGACCCCUGAGGAGGCAAAAGAAUUUGGGAUAAUUGAUGAAGUUAUAGAUCAAAGACCUUUGUCUCUUGUGACUGAUGCUAUUGCACAAGAGGACAAAGAUAAGAGUUCAAACUAGAAGUCAAGGGGAACUUGGUUCUUGGGGUGCAUCUCGGACACGGCUAUUGAGUGCCUUUUGCAUUCAUCAACUAACACUGGGAAUUUCUCAAAAAGCGAGUUUCAUCUUAUUUGGAAUUCAAGUUAUUGUCUUAUUUUCUAUAUAGUAGGCUAUGGGGCAGGCCUAGUUUUCUAGGAGGUUCAUUGUCGCAAAAAAAUGGUUUAAAGUUUGGGGAUGCCAUUGAUAAGUUGUGCCACAGCAAUUAUCUUUGACCAUGUUAAACUUGCUUGUGGCGUUGUUUGUUCUAUUUUUGCUAUAUUUAUCCAUUGAUCUGCACAUAAAAUGAUGAUAUUAGUAAUUUUGUACAAUUUGAAA